Exophiala oligosperma is the source of this 1185-nucleotide messenger RNA. RefSeq lists its product as uncharacterized. The coding region runs from base 1 to 1185 and encodes 394 amino acids. The transcript has 2 exons. Gene Ontology annotation, molecular function: hydrolase activity, acting on carbon-nitrogen (but not peptide) bonds. Lineage: Eukaryota; Fungi; Ascomycota; Eurotiomycetes; Chaetothyriales; Herpotrichiellaceae. The record is from RefSeq and is a predicted model, not a curated record.
AUGGCAAGCGUAUCUUCAAAAACUGCCAACAAUGCUGUGGCGUUCGUCAAUGGCCGGGUUUGCACCAUGGAUGUAAAGAAGCCAUGGGCGCCUGCAUUUGUUGUUUCGCCUACUGGAGAUUUUGCGACGGUCGGCUCAGACGACGAGAUUCGAGCCAUCGUGCGUAGGGACAAGCUCGUGGUGUAUGAUCUUCGACAGCACUUUGUCAUGCCGGGGAUCCACGACGCGCACACACAUCUCCUCGUGGCAAGCAUGCAAAAGCUCAAUGAGUGCGACAUUGGAUUCGGCUCAAACGGCGAAACCCUUGCAGGUAACCUGCACCGGGCUUCUUGUGCAUGUGCCUACACGAACUUUCCCGACGGGGUGCCUGACAGCAAAUACCUCGACGACCGAUAUCCAGAUCAGCCAGUCUUGGUCCGAGAGACGUCAUGUCACAAUGUGCUUUUCAACACGGCUAGCUUGAAACGCUGCGGGAUCGACGAGCGUGAAACCCAGGAUCCCCCUGGAGGGUACUACAAACGCCGUGCCGACGGUUCUCUGACUGGAGAAAUCGUCGAAGGCGCGACACGCGACGUCUGGCUUUCACUGCCCCAAGCACCGCUAGCAUAUGUCAAGCGAACCUUGGAAUAUGGCAUCGAGAUGUGCCACCGCUUUGGCAUCACUUCUUGUCAGGAAGCGUCCGCCAACACUGUCUACCUCCACGCCUUGAAGGAACUUGAGGGCGAGAACCGGCUCCACCUAAGCGUAUACCCCCACAUUGUCUGCGCGCCCGAGGGGCCAGCCUUGGAGUCCGAAGACAGCCUCAGGGCGGUUCUGGACAUUGCCGCAACCUUCGACAGCAAGCACGUCAGGGCUCGAUUCGUCAAUUUCUUCCUCGACGGAGCACCUCUCCCGCCAGACUUCACGCAGUGCGACCUUGACGCCGACGGAAACCCAGACUCGAAAUUCCUCCUUCUGGAUGACGACAAGCUAUUCGACAGUCUCCAGAAAUACGACGCUCGCGGAAUGACCUGCAAGGUCCACGUCGCCGGAGAGGGUAGCGUGAGACGAGCCCUAGACAUUUUCCAGACAUUGAGAAACAAGCAUCCCAACGGGCCUUGGCAUGAACUUGCGCACUGCACUGGUUCUGGUCGGUUGAGGGGAAGGACGGACGGUGAUAGUCGCGCCAGAUGUGGUGUGUCGUAG